Molecule: messenger RNA, 3424 nt
Organism: Acanthopagrus latus (yellowfin seabream)
Lineage: Eukaryota; Metazoa; Chordata; Actinopteri; Spariformes; Sparidae
Gene: psmd2
Product: proteasome 26S subunit, non-ATPase 2
Exons: 21
Coding region: 92-2812 (906 amino acids)
Biological process (GO): regulation of protein catabolic process; proteasome-mediated ubiquitin-dependent protein catabolic process
Cellular component (GO): proteasome storage granule; proteasome complex; nucleus
Molecular function (GO): enzyme regulator activity
Source: RefSeq, a predicted model, not a curated record
UAAAGAAAAAUCACAACACACCGUCUCUGCCGAGGAAGAAGCGCUCCCUCUCAGUUCCGUUUGCUAGCCGACAGUUCAUAGAGCCGCAGUCAUGGAGGAGGCAAAAAACAAAGAGAAAAAGCAGCCCGAAAAGACCGAUGAGAAGGACAAGGAAAAGGAAAAGGGGCAGCAGCCCUCGGGGAAGGAUAAGGAUAAGAAAGAGGAGCAAGAAUUGUCAGAGGAAGACAAGCAGUUACAAGAAGACCUGGAGAUGAUGGUGGAGAGACUGGGUGAAAAGAACACAGCGUUGUACCGUCCUGCGCUGGAAGAGCUACGCAGAUUAAUCCGCUCUUCCACCACCUCCAUGACCUCUGUACCCAAACCCCUCAAAUUCCUGCGUCCACACUACGGCAAGCUCAAAGAGAUCUAUGACGGCAUGGCUGCUGGAGAAAACAAGCGUUUCUGUGCUGAUGUGGUGUCAGUCCUGGCCAUGACCAUGAGCGGUGAGAGAGAGUGUCUGAAGUACCGUCUGCUGGGCUCUCAGGAAGAGCUGGCCUCCUGGGGACAUGAAUAUGUCAGGCACCUGGCCGGUGAGGUGGCUAAAGAGUGGCAAGAGGUGGAGGAGAGUGACAAGACACAGCAAGAGACGCUGCUAAAACUAGUGAAAGAGAUUGUGCCCUACAACAUGGCCCACAAUGCCGAGCAUGAGGCCUGCGACCUGCUGAUGGAGAUUGAGAGACUGGAAAUGCUGGAGGACUACAUUGAUGAAAACGCCUACGGCAAAGUCUGCCUGUACCUCACUAGCUGUGUGAGUUACGUUCCUGAACCUGAAAACUCUGCACUGCUGAGAUGUUCCCUGAAAAUAUUCAGAAAGUUCAACCGUUACCCAGAGGCCCUGCGCCUGGCCCUGAUGCUCAACGAUGUGGAGCUAGUGGAAAACAUCUUCACAUCCUGUAAAGACAUAGUUAUCCAGAAGCAGAUGGCCUUCAUGCUGGGUCGUCAUGGCAUGUUCCUGGAGCUCAAUGAGGAUGUAGAGGACUACGAGGACUUGACAGAGAUCAUGUCCAACGUGCAGCUCAACAGCAACUUCUUGGCCCUGGCCAGAGAGUUGGACAUCAUGGAACCCAAAGUGCCUGAUGACAUCUACAAAACACACCUCGAAAACAACAGGUUUGGAGGCAGUGGCUCCCAGGUGGACUCAGCUCGCAUGAACUUGGCCUCUUCCUUCGUGAAUGGCUUUGUCAACGCAGCUUUUGGACAGGACAAGCUGCUCACAGACGACGGCAACAAAUGGUUGUACAAAAACAAGGACCAUGGUAUGUUGAGUGCAGCAGCUUCCCUGGGUAUGAUCCUGCUGUGGGAUGUUGACGGUGGUCUGACCCAGAUAGACAAAUAUCUAUAUUCCUCUGAGGACUACAUCAAGUCUGGUGCCCUCCUGGCCUGUGGCAUUGUCAACUCAGGUGUGAGGAACGAGUGUGACCCAGCCCUCGCCUUGCUCUCUGACUACGUCCUUCACAACAGCAACAUCAUGAGGAUAGGAGCUAUCUUUGGACUGGGCCUGGCCUACGCUGGCUCCAACAGAGAAGAUGUCCUUUCUCUGCUUCUCCCUGUCAUGGGAGACUCCAAAUCCAGCAUGGAGGUGGUUGGAGUGACGGCGUUGGCAUGCGGUAUGAUCGCAGUGGGAUCUUGUAAUGGAGACGUGACCUCCACCAUCGUUCAGACCAUCAUGGAGAAGAAUGAACAGGAGCUGAAGGACUCAUAUGCCCGCUGGUUGCCUUUAGGCUUGGGACUCAACCAUCUGGGGAAAGGAGAGGCGAUUGAGACAACACUGGCAGCUCUACAGGUCGUACCUGAACCUUUCCGCAGCUUUGCCAACACACUAGUGGAUAUCUGUGCAUACGCAGGCUCUGGAAAUGUGCUGAAGGUGCAGCAGCUUCUCCAUAUCUGCAGUGAGCACUACGAAGCCAAGGAGAAGGAAAAGGAGGAGGACAAGGACAAGAAGGAUAAGAAGGACAAAGAUAAGAAGGAGACUGCUGCUGACAUGGGCUCCCACCAGGGUGUAGCUGUUCUUGGUAUUGCCCUUAUCGCCAUGGGAGAGGAGAUUGGUUCUGAAAUGGCACUGCGAACAUUUGGACACCUGCUGCGUUAUGGUGAGCCCACCCUGAGGCGAGCGGUGCCACUUGCCCUGGCUCUCAUUUCCGUGUCCAACCCUCGUUUGAACAUCUUGGACACACUGAGCAAGUUUUCUCACGACGCUGACCCCGAGGUGUCCCACAACUCCAUCUUUGCCAUGGGCAUGGUGGGCAGUGGCACAAAUAACGCCCGCCUGGCUGCCAUGCUACGGCAGCUAGCCCAGUAUCACGCCAAAGACCCUAACAAUCUCUUCAUGGUCCGACUGGCUCAGGGUCUGACUCACCUGGGCAAAGGCACACUGACACUCUGUCCCUACCAUAGCGACAGGCAGCUGAUGAGUCAGGUCGCCGUGGCUGGACUGCUCACGGUGCUCGUUUCCUUCCUUGACGUCAAGAACAUAAUCCUGGGGAAAUCUCACUACAUUCUCUACGGCCUGGUAGCAGCCAUGCAGCCACGUAUGCUGGUCACCUUCGAUGAGGAGCUACGGCCACUGCCUGUGUCUGUCAGAGUUGGACAGGCUGUGGAUGUCGUGGGCCAGGCAGGUAAGCCAAAGGCCAUCACAGGUUUCCAGACCCACACCACGCCGGUUUUGCUGGCUCAUGGAGAGAGGGCCGAGCUGGCCACAGAGGAGUAUCUCCCCGUCACCCCCAUCCUGGAAGGCUUUGUUAUCCUUCGCAAGAAUCCCAACUAUGAAACCUAGACCCCCCCCAUGCAAAAAAUAACCCUUUCUCAUUGGCAUUGGACUCUGUUUUAAAAGGAUAGCCCUCCAUGGCUCUUGGCAGUUGUUAUAUUAAAUUGUUUAUUGUGUGGCUGAAAAGAGCAAGGCAGGCCUAUCCUUCCUCUCUGAGUCUUCUCACCAUCAUCAUUUGUGGCCCAGCUCCAGCACUCAUUACAGAUAGAUGGUUUUGGUCUGGUUAAUUGGAUUGAGAUGACACAGGGAGGGUCAAACUGGGACCUCAUUCUCAAUACAUAGAUGGUUUCCCCAUUGCUGUUGUUUUAAUCCAUCAAUUCCACAUGCGCUGAACAAGCUGUUAAACUGAUCCGGGGCCGGUUCAAAAGUGGGAACUGUUCACAAAACUUCUGUAUAUUUCAUCAGUAAAUGAAUAACAACUGCUCAGUCCACAUCAGUUUUCAAAUGUGUUUUUUUUCCCCCACAACUUACAUUCUUGGUCCUCUUUUGUAAUUAGAGCAUUUAAAAGUAUGUACUCUUCAUCACGUUUUUUUCUUCUGUUUUGUUUUCUUUGGUUUUGUUACAGUAAUGUAAAAGGUUGAAUCCAAAAUAAAAACUCAGAUCCACAUGGUGGAAAUGCGA